AUGCCCAGUGAUGGGCAUAGCACGCGAAUUAUAAUUGACAUAAUUGGCCAGCAAAUUGAGCAACUCCUGUCUGGACGCCAAGACUCAAAUCCCGGAGAGAACUCGACGCAAUCGGUUGCAGGCAUGGAGCUGCUGGAAUUACUGGUGCUUCUGCUCCUCUUUGGACAAUCGACGGCCAAUUUGGAGACUCUGAAAAUAACAUUUUGGAUUGAGCCAGUGCAGCGAGCGGAGUUCGAUGCAGAUAUGGCAGUGGUCCUCAAGGAGCUGGGAUCCAUGCCACUUGAUUUGAAGGUGGAGGAUAUGUCCAUGUCCUUGACACGCACCGAAGAUGGCCAAGACAUGCAGCGAAUCUGUGAGAUUCUGUCCACAGUCGGGACCAACAUUGUAAUAGAUCUCACCUACAAGCACUGGUCCGAAGGAUACGACUUUGUACGCUCCUUGGGCAUUCCCUAUGUGCGCCUGGAACGCAUCCUGCGACCAUUUCUGGACAUGUUUGGUGACUUCAUGCGACAGAAGCGUGCCAACAAUGUGGCCAUGGUCUUCAUGAAUGCUCGGGAUAUGAGCGAAGCUAUGCAGCAGAUGCUCAUUGGUUAUCCCUUUCGUACGAUCAUCAUGGAUGCCAGUGUACCCGAUCCUGGCCAGAAUUUCGUAGAUCGCAUUCAUGCUUUGCGUCCAUCGCCCACCUACGUGGCGUUGUUUGCUCGCGGCGCCGCCAUGAAUGGUAUCUUUGAAAAGGUACAAAAAGCUGGACUUUUCCAGCGAUCCCUAGAAUGGCACUUUGUUUUCCUGGACACCCGGGAUCGGGUGUUCAAGUACAAGCGCCAGGCGGAGCUGUGCACUAGAUUCACCCUGAGUCCCCGUGCAAUUUGCCGAUCGAUGCGCAUGCCAGAUCUAUACUGUGGCAGUGGAUUCACGAUGCAGCGCGGGAUGCUGUUGAAUGUAAUGCGCAGUCUGAUUGAAACGGCCCAGGGAAUACGUCCGGAGGUCGUGUACCACGACUGCAAUGCCACAGACUCACAGGACUUUUCAGCGGAAAAGCGAGAUCCCACAGCGGAAGCUGACUCCACCUGGCUGGACUAUGUCCACUGGAGCAACUUUCUGACCUACGCCACGCCCGUUCAGCACUUGUCGGACAAGACGCAGAGCCCCGUUGCAGGUUUAAGCUAUGCGGUUAACAUCUCCGCUGGCUAUUACAGUUCCGAGCACGAGGCUAAGACCGAUCUGGCCGCCUGGUCAUCGUCGGGUAGCCGGCUGCGGUUGCUCAACGAGACCAUUAGUCCGGCGCGUCGCUUCUUCAGGAUCGGAACGGCGGAGAGCGUGCCGUGGAGUUACCUGCGCCGCAACCCAAAGACUAGCGAAUUGGUAAGGGAUCGCAGUGGUUCACCCAUUUGGGAUGGUUACUGCAUCGAUUUUAUUAUGCGCCUGGCCCAGAAGCUCAACUUUGAGUACGUCAUAGUGGCACCCGAGGUGGGUCACAUGGGCGAGGUGAACGAGUCCGGCGAGUGGGAUGGAGUGGUCGGAGAUCUGGUACGCGGCGAAACGGACUUUGCCAUUGCCGCCCUAAAGAUGUACUCGGAGCGCGAGGAGGUGGUGGACUUCCUGCCGCCGUACUUCGAGCAGACGGGCAUCUCGAUAGCGAUUAGGAAGCCAGUGCGUCGGACGUCGCUCUUCAAGUUCAUGACCGUGCUGCGCGUGGAGGUCUGGCUGAGCAUCGUGGCCGCCUUGGUGGGCACGGCCAUCAUGAUUUGGUUCAUGGACAAGUACUCGCCAUACAGCUCCAAGAACAAUAGGGCGGCCUAUCCGUACGCCUGCCGGGACUUUACGCUUCGCGAGAGCUUCUGGUUUGCUCUGACCUCGUUCACGCCACAGGGAGGCGGCGAGGCACCGAAGGCCAUCUCCGGCAGGAUGCUGGUUGCCGCCUAUUGGCUGUUUGUCGUCCUCAUGCUGGCCACCUUCACCGCCAAUUUGGCGGCCUUUCUUACGGUUGAGCGAAUGCAGACGCCGGUUCAGUCACUGGAGCAGCUAGCCCGACAAUCAAGGAUCAACUACACCGUGGUGAAGGACUCGGACACGCAUCAGUAUUUCGUGAACAUGAAGUUCGCCGAAGACACGCUCUAUAGAAUGUGGAAGGAGCUGGCGCUGAAUGCGUCCAAGGACUUUAAGAAGUUUCGCAUUUGGGACUAUCCCAUCAAGGAGCAGUAUGGCCACAUAUUGCUGGCCAUCAAUAGCUCACAGCCGGUGGCCGAUGCCCGCGAGGGAUUCGCCAAUGUGGACGCCCAUGAGAAUGCCGACUAUGCCUUUAUCCAUGACUCGGCGGAGAUCAAGUACGAGAUCACACGCAACUGCAAUCUCACCGAGGUGGGCGAGGUCUUUGCGGAGCAACCAUAUGCGGUGGCCGUCCAGCAGGGCAGUCACCUGGGCGACGAACUGAGCUACGCCAUCCUGGAGCUGCAGAAGGAUCGCUUCUUCGAGGAGCUAAAGGCCAAGUACUGGAAUCAAUCGAAUCUGCGCAAUUGCCCGCUCUCCGAGGAUCAGGAGGGCAUCACCCUGGAGAGUCUUGGCGGUGUGUUUAUCGCCACACUCUUUGGCCUCAUUCUGGCCAUGAUGACGCUUGGCAUGGAGGUGCUCUACUACAAGAGGAAGACCAGCAAGCUGGAACCUCCCAUCACACUGGUUAAGCCGGUGGACGAGAAGGACGGCAAAGAUGGCGGCGAGGACAACUCCUCGACGGGUCCGCCCAGUGCAGUGGCCACCAUGAAGCAGGCCUGGCACAUUCCCACGGUGGAGGAGGUGAAACAUGUAAAGGUAUCACCGCCGCCAUCCUUCGAGUCUGCCACUUUUCGGGGCAAGAAGUUGCCAGCCAAGGUAACGCUGGGCGAUGGUAAGUUCAAGCCACGUCAGGGACUCUACUCUCGUCGGAAUCUCGGUGGCACCACAGAUUCGCAAAUGGGAUACAUGGAAUGA
Drosophila serrata is the source of this 2964-nucleotide messenger RNA. RefSeq names its product Ionotropic receptor 8a (gene Ir8a). Gene Ontology annotation, molecular function: signaling receptor activity; ligand-gated monoatomic ion channel activity. NCBI's taxonomy places the organism in Eukaryota, Metazoa, Arthropoda, Insecta, Diptera, Drosophilidae. The record is from RefSeq and is a predicted model, not a curated record. Gene Ontology annotation, cellular component: membrane. Gene Ontology annotation, biological process: monoatomic ion transport.